This is a messenger RNA of Capsicum annuum, 639 nucleotides long. RefSeq names its product thionin-like protein 2. Lineage: Eukaryota; Viridiplantae; Streptophyta; Magnoliopsida; Solanales; Solanaceae. The transcript has 2 exons. The record is from RefSeq and is a predicted model, not a curated record. The coding region runs from base 90 to 485 and encodes 131 amino acids.
AAUACUGCCUAUCACAGCUCUAUUAGCACACUUUUAGAUUUUCCAUAGGCCAACAACUUUUUAUUCUCAAAAAAAGUGUGAAAAGAAAAAUGAAGUUAAGGGCACUUGUUCUAUUAUUUUUAAUGACAUUUGGGAUGUUUAUAGGGCAGUCCAAUGCCUCUAUUAGCACUUUUAGAGAUUGUUAUUCAAAAUGCUUUGUAUUUUGCUUAAUUGAACCUUCACAAAAUCUUUGCACUUGCACUUCUAGAUGCUUAAAAGAAUGUAUCUUUAAUUCUGAUCCAGGUAAUAAUAGUUCAUCUAUUGUUACCACUUCAAAAAAUGAUGUUGCAGUUGGAGACAGUAAGAACCUUAACUUCUGCAAACUAGGUUGUGCUUUCUCUACAUGUUCUACUCUCAGUACAAAACAUCAACCUAAUGGUGGAAAAAUGGAUGACUGCGUUGGAUCCUGCUCAAGAAUGUGCACCAAGAACUACUCGUCUCCAUAGAAGUGGCAUUACUACAGUCUACUCUUCAUUUUUUACCUUUUUUUUUGUAUGUGUGUGUGUGUGGCAGUUCCCAUUUUUCGAAAAUUUUCUUUUUUGCUUAUGUUGUUUUCAAGUUUGAAGAUUGAAAAGUAAUUCAUGAGAGUGUGCUUCUGAA